Rattus rattus (black rat) is the source of this 996-nucleotide messenger RNA. RefSeq names its product patr class I histocompatibility antigen, A-2 alpha chain-like. The transcript is spliced from 5 exons. The coding region runs from base 1 to 996 and encodes 331 amino acids. The record is from RefSeq and is a predicted model, not a curated record. NCBI's taxonomy places the organism in Eukaryota, Metazoa, Chordata, Mammalia, Rodentia, Muridae. Gene Ontology annotation, cellular component: external side of plasma membrane. Gene Ontology annotation, biological process: antigen processing and presentation of endogenous peptide antigen via MHC class I via ER pathway, TAP-independent; immune response; antigen processing and presentation of endogenous peptide antigen via MHC class Ib. Gene Ontology annotation, molecular function: peptide antigen binding; signaling receptor binding.
AUGAAGAACCAUGGACCCUGGGCCUUCCUCCUCCUCCCUUUGGUGGCCUUGGACCUGACCAAGUAUUGUGCAGGUUCACACUGGCUGCAGAUUUUCAACGCUGCGAUUUUGGAGCCUGGCAUGGGGGAGGCCCGGUUCAUCCAGAUCAGCUAUGUAGACUCCAUCCAGUUUCAGGCAUUCGACAGCCAAGCAGGGAUUACAAGGAUGCAACCUCGGGCUGCUUGGAUGGAGCAGGAGCCACCUGAAUAUUGGGAUAAGGAAACAGCACAAGCUAUGCACUCGUCACGGAAAGACAGACAAUUUCUUCAGUUCCUGAUGAAGAACAAUAAGGACAGCAAUGAUGAAUAUCACACCCUGCAGGAAAUGGUUGGCUGCAAUGUGGCAACUAAUGGGACCUUCCUCCGCGGUCAAUACCGGUUCACCUACUAUGGCUAUGAUAACAUCAUCCUGAAUGAGGACCUGAGCUCUUGGAUUGCAGAGGGCCACAGAGCUCAAAUUCUGAAGCGUGCCUGGGAGCGUCAUGGUCUGACUGAACAAUGGAGGGCUUACCUGCAAGGGGAGUGCAUAGAAAAGCUUCUUAGAUGCCUGGAACUUGGAAAUGAGACUUUGCUGCGCACUGAUGCACCCAAAACACAUGUGACCCACCAAGUAAGACCUGAUGGCAAUGUCAUCCUGAGGUGCUGGGCCUUGGGCUUCUACCCAGCUGAUAUCACACUGACCUGGCAGAGGGAUGGGAACAACCACACCCAGGACAUGGAGCUGCCAGACACCAGGCCUGCAGGGGAUGGAACCUUCCAGAAAUGGGCAGCAGUGAUGGUUCCUUCUGGAGAGGAGCUGAGAUACACGUGUCAUGUGCACCAUGAAGGGCUACCUGAGCCUCUCACUCUGAAGUGGGAGCCUUCAACAACCAUCCCCACCAUGGCAAUUCUCGUUGGCUUGGUUGUUGUAACAUUGGUGAUAGGAACUGUGGUGAUUCUUCUGGUAUGGAAGAAAUAA